This is a messenger RNA of Cannabis sativa, 2292 nucleotides long. RefSeq names its product ATP-dependent 6-phosphofructokinase 6-like. The record is from RefSeq and is a predicted model, not a curated record. Gene Ontology annotation, molecular function: ATP binding; 6-phosphofructokinase activity. NCBI's taxonomy places the organism in Eukaryota, Viridiplantae, Streptophyta, Magnoliopsida, Rosales, Cannabaceae. Gene Ontology annotation, cellular component: cytoplasm. The transcript has 13 exons. Gene Ontology annotation, biological process: glycolytic process; fructose 6-phosphate metabolic process. Bases 570 to 2165 code for a protein of 531 amino acids.
UAUAUAUAUAUUUUAAUUUCUUACCUUUAAUAAAAUUAAUAUAUUUUAAAAUAUGUUUUUAGAUUUAAUAAUAUUUUUAUAAUAGUUUUAUUUUUACAAAUAAUAAAAUGUCGGAAAAAAAUAAAAACAGAUUUUUAUAUAUUUACAAUAUAAUUGAAUGGAUGUAGUUUAGUUCGGUUAAACAGAAAUAAGUUAAUUCAGCACUUUUAAAAUUAUAUAAAUGGUAAAACAUAUGAUUUUUUAUAAUUAUCUUUUAGAUAUUUAUUAAUUUAAAUAAGAUCUUAUUUUUAUAUAUAUAUUUUAAAUACGUUCUUAUUAAUUAGUAUAGAAUUAGGAUUGAUGAAAGGCUUCAAUUAAGCGGUGGCAGCAGAAUUACAAUUCAGCAUGUAAAAGAUAUUUAUCAUAAAAAAAUGAUAAAAGAUAGGAUUAAUUUAAAUAAUUUCCUAAUUAGUAUAGAAUUAGGAUUUAAUGAAAAGGCUAUAAAUAGAUGCAUAGUUACAGCAGAAAUUUAGAUGCACCCUACACUUUCAAAGCUUGAAAACUUAAUUAAGCUUAGAAAGAAUUAGCUAAUGAACAGAAUAUCUAGCUCUGAUUCCCUUUCAACACCAAGGUUUCGGUGUUUUGAUCCCACCAACUCUAACUCUUACCCAGAUCACACCACUAAUCACAAACAAUACAUCCCAACAACCACUUUAAAUUCCAAUUCCACUACUGAAAUGAUAACUCCUAAAAUCAUCACAGGUGACAACGGUUACAUUCUCGAAGAUGUUCCUCACCUAUCUGAUUACCUCACUGACCUUCAUACUUAUCCAAAUCCAUUACAAUAUAAUCAAACUUACUCAGCGGUGAGGCAAUGUUUUGUUGGUGAGGAUGAUUCGGUAGCACAACAGAUUGUUGUCCAGAAGGACGGUCCAAGAGGGCCCCACUUUCGACUAGCAGGACCUCGUCAAAAGGUAUCUUUUGAACCAGAAGAAGUGAACGCCUGCAUAGUCACAUGUGGGGGUCUAUGCCCUGGUCUAAACACAGUGAUCAGGGAGAUAGUUUGUUGCUUACACCACAUGUAUGGUGUAAACAAAGUUCAUGGGAUUGAGGGUGGAUAUAAAGGCUUCUAUGCUAGAAACACAAUCCCAUUAACCCCAAAAAUUGUCAAUGACAUUCAUAAACGUGGUGGCACCAUUCUUGGAACAUCUCGUGGAGGUCAUCACACAUCAAAAAUUGUAGACAGUAUUCAAAAUCGAGGCAUCAAUCAGGUCUACAUAAUUGGAGGAGAUGGAACUCAAAAGGGUGCUUCAGUGAUUUUUGAGGAAAUUAGGAGGCGUGGCCUGAAAGUUGCAGUGGCUGGAAUCCCAAAGACUAUAGACAAUGACAUACCGGUUAUAGAUAAGUCCUUCGGUUUUGAUACUGCCGUCGAGGAAGCUCAACGAGCUAUCAACGCAGCUCAUGUUGAGGCUGAAAGCUUUGAGAAUGGCAUUGGUGUUGUCAAGUUGAUGGGACGCCAUAGUGGAUUCAUAGCAAUGUAUGCUUCUAUUGCAAGCCGAGAUGUUGACUGUUGCCUGAUACCAGAGUCCCCGUUUUACCUCGAAGGACCUGGAGGACUAUUCGAAUACAUCAAAAGAAGACUUCAAGAGAAUGGACACAUGGUAAUAGUGAUAGCUGAAGGUGCAGGACAAGAAAAUCUUUCUGAGAAUACUCGUAACAUUAACCAGCAAGAUGCUUCUGGCAAUAAGCUACUUCAAGAUGUUGGACUCUGGUUAACACAGAAAAUCAAGGAUUACUUCUCAACGCAAGAAAAGAUUAACAUAAACCUCAAAUAUAUAGAUCCCACUUACAUGAUCCGGGCGAUUCCAAGCAACGCAUCCGACAACAUAUGCUGCACACUCCUUGCUCAGAGCGCCGUACAUGGUGCAAUGGCAGGAUAUACUGGUUUCACAAUUGGCCCUGUUAAUGGAAGACAUGCUUACAUACCUUUCCAUCGCAUUAAUGAGAAACAAAAUAAGGUUGUAGUAACCGACCGAAUGUGGGCAAGACUACUACUAGGUUCAACCAAUCAACCAAGUUUCCUAAAUGCUCCAGACACUUUUGAAGAUGAUCAUACAGAAAUCCACUCUGAAAAUGAGGAAAGCGAAGAAAACGGUUACCAUGGUCAAUUCUUAUUCUGUGACUGACUGCCUCAGACGAGAUCACCAAAAGUGUUACUCCCCAUUUUUGUAUGAACAGCAUGCUAAAGCUAAUGUUGUGCUUGUGUAUUUUACUUUUCAUUUUUAUCAGUUUUUUAUCUGAACACAUUAUUAC